AUGAUUGCGGGUGCGCUGGGAAGAUCGCAGCGGGAAUCAAUCUACGGAGGUGAAAACAAGGAGAUGCCAAAUUGGGGUUCUGUUAACGUGGAGCACAAGAAUUCGAGGACGAGAAACUUGAUUUCUCCGCCGAGGUAG
Molecule: messenger RNA, 138 nt
Organism: Chondrus crispus (carragheen)
Lineage: Eukaryota; Rhodophyta; Florideophyceae; Gigartinales; Gigartinaceae
Exons: 1
Coding region: 1-138 (45 amino acids)
Source: RefSeq, a predicted model, not a curated record